AUGGUAUUCAUUGAGCCUCACGCCGAGGUGACAUGUCUCACAGCAUAUCUCGUCGCCCCUCUCACCGACAAGGAGCUCGCAGACGUCAAAGCAGAAUUCGAAGUUGGUGCCUGCUCCCGCUUCUGCCCACUACUUGAGCUCAAGAUCAUCCAUCCACCGGCCGACUACAUCGGCAAAUCCCACCAGUACAUGCGCGCCAAAGAGAACGAAGCGGGCCAGGAAGAUGCAUUUGUCGUCAUCGACGAGGACGCUGUGAAGAGGCAUGCGGUCUGGUACGUGGACAGCUUUGCCGAUGAGGACGGGGUGGAGGCCGGAGAGGCGGAGAGCACAGACGUGGUCAUGAAGAUCCUCGUCAAGACGGAGUGCCUGGCCUUGACCCAGAUCAACUACGAGAUCGCCAAUAUUGGCAUCGACGAGGACCUUGCAAACGCCGGGGUCGAAGGGCCGCUGAAGAACGACUUCGUGCAGCUCGAGGUGAGCGACUGCGGUGGGAUGGACAUGAAGGAGCAGCAGAGGUUCCAAGACGUGGAAGUCACAGCCGAGCCAGGGGAGUUCGAGGAGACCCGGGACCGGGCACAGCUCAAGAAAUUUUCUCCGCGACCAGAUAAGGUUGGGAAGCUCAAAGACGAAGUCGCCCAGGCUGCCGGCUUGCUCGCAUCGUGGACUUGGAUUACAGAGGCGGAGCCAGUGGAGCUGCCUGACGGCUCGCAGAAGACGUUUCCAAAGGGCAGUGUGGUACUUCAGCAAAAGUAUGAUCCAGGGUUCCCUUGGCCGGAAUAUAAGUGGCCCGAGGGCUCUUUAUAG
Molecule: messenger RNA, 804 nt
Organism: Akanthomyces muscarius
Lineage: Eukaryota; Fungi; Ascomycota; Sordariomycetes; Hypocreales; Cordycipitaceae
Exons: 1
Coding region: 1-804 (267 amino acids)
Source: RefSeq, a predicted model, not a curated record